Sapajus apella (tufted capuchin) is the source of this 5957-nucleotide messenger RNA. RefSeq names its product kelch like family member 36 (gene KLHL36). The record is from RefSeq and is a predicted model, not a curated record. The transcript is spliced from 4 exons. Bases 1376 to 3295 code for a protein of 639 amino acids. Gene Ontology annotation, molecular function: cullin family protein binding. NCBI's taxonomy places the organism in Eukaryota, Metazoa, Chordata, Mammalia, Primates, Cebidae.
AGGGCCAAGCUGAGCCCGGGCAGGCUGCCUGUGGUGGUGGAGAGAAAGGACACCUGCUGCUUUCUGCUCUGUGACCUUGGGCCUCCCCCCUGGGGCACCCGAGCACCGGGUGUCACUGUGGGAGCCACGGUGGCACCUGUCUCGGAGGGUGAAGGUGGAAUGAAGUCGGGGCCGCGGUGGGCACUGCACCAACGCUGCUUUUCUUCCCUUCCCUCUCUGGGCCCUCGGGCAUCUGGGCUCUCCAGCAGCCGGGAGGGCCGGGGAUGGGAACAGCGUGUCACUGCCACAAAGUUCCUAGUUUGUCGAGCGAAUCUAGUUGCCCCUUCUCUCCCUAGGGCAUUUGCACAGGACGGACUGUGUCCUAAUUCAUUCCUCCCAUGGGAACACUGGAGUCCCCAGUUAUCUAAGAACAGUGCUGACUUCUUGUCACAUUGUUCUGUAUUAGCAAAGGCUGUUUGUUCAGUAGGUAACAGACUCUUCUCAUGAACUCAAAUAGCAGGGGAAAAAAAUCCCCUUUAAAACCUUAGUAUGUUACUUGUGUUAGUGUUAGUUGGCAAAGUCCCUUCUCUGUGUUCCCCUCCUUUUUUGAAGCACCUCACCCCACCAACUCUGCCUGGAGGCAUCUCCCUCCCCACCCAAGGGCCAGGCAGUGUUGCCUAAGGGUUAAGAGCCUGGAAGCUUCCCUGAGCUGUGUGACACUGGGCAGCUUGUGUCACCUCACUGCUCCCAGCAUCCUCCAGUUGCAGUGCUGGCCUCAUGGGGUUGCAGUGGGGACUGAGUGAAGACAUGGAGAAACACUUGGGGACAGUGUGUGUCUAAAAUGUACUGUGAACGUGGUAGUCAUCACUGUACCACAUGCUUACCCCCAUCAUGGUAUUUUUAAAGUGCGAAAACUGUUCAACCCUGGGCCUCCCUCCGUGUGUCAUGUGAUGGGUCCAGGUUUUGAAGCUGGACAGACCCAGGUGUGAUUCCCAGCUAUUUACUAGCUUUGUGACCGUAAGAUCAAUAUCCUCAUCUGGGGAAUGGGAUAAACGAUGCCAUCCUGGCCAAGUAUAAUCUUUGUGAGGCUUAAAUGGCACAUGUAAGUCCCUUAGCUUGCUUCCAGGGCUGUAGUCUGGGCUCCGAAAUUAUAACAUCAUUAUAACCUUGAUGUAGCCAAAAGGUCAUUAUUUGUAGGAAGUGGAGUAAAUGGCAUGCUGUUGGCAGUUUUUAAAUGAUAAAGGAAUUCGAGUUAAGUAUUCCGUCCAAUUCUAACAGACUUUUUCUCAACUCAGCGUAAAAGAGUUCUUUGUAGUGCACCGUCCUCCCUCCCUCCUUCCGCCGUGUGACUGUUUUCACUGUCGUCCUUGGUAUCUGCCAGCAGGGCCUGAAAUUAAUGAAUGACUUAGAGUUACCACUGCAUGCUCAGAAAUCCUGUUCUUCUCCUAGGGCUGAGAUCUCUUUAAUGAUGGAGGGAAGCAGGCAGACGCGAGUGUCUCGGCCAUACAAGAUCAGCGAAUCAUCAAAGGUGUACCGCUGGGCCGACCACUCAACCACCGUGCUGCAGCGGCUGAACGAGCAGCGUCUCCGCGGCCUCUUCUGCGACAUCGUCCUGGUGGCCGAUGAGCAGCGCGUGCCAGCCCACCGUAACCUGCUGGCAGUGUGCAGCGACUACUUCAACUCCAUGUUUACCAUUGGCAUGCGGGAAGCUUUCCAGAAGGAGGUGGAGCUGAUCGGCGCCUCCUACAUCGGGCUCAAGGCCGUGGUGGACUUCCUGUAUGGCGGGGAGCUGGUGCUGGACGGCGGCAACAUCGACUACGUCCUGGAGACGGCCCACUUGCUGCAGAUCUGGACAGUGGUGGACUUCUGCUGUGAGUACCUGGAGCAGGAGGUGAGCGAGGACAACUACCUGUACCUGCAGGAGCUGGCCUCCAUCUACAGCCUCAAGCGGCUGGACGCCUUCAUCGACGGCUUCAUCCUGAACCACUUUGGCACGCUGUCCUUCACGCCCGACUUCCUGCAGAACAUCUCCAUGCAGAAGCUGUGUGUCUACCUGAGCAGCAGCGAGGUGCAGCGGGAGUGUGAGCACGACCUCCUGCAGGCCGCCCUGCAGUGGCUGACGCAGCAGCCGGAGCGCGAGGCCCACGCCCGCCAGGUGCUGGAGAACAUCCACUUCCCGCUCAUCCCCAAGAACGACCUCCUGCACCGUGUCAAGCCGGCUGUGUGCUCGCUGCUGCCCAAGGAGGCCAACUGCGAGGGCUUCAUCGAGGAGGCCUUGCGCUACCACAACAACGUGGCGGCCCAGCCCGUCAUGCAGACCAAGCGCACGGCGCUGCGCACCAACCAGGAGCGCCUGCUGUUCGUGGGCGGCGAGGUCUCCGAGGGGUGUCUGGAGCUCAGUGACGACACCUGCUACCUGGACGCCAAGAGCGAGCAGUGGGUCAAGGAGACGCCGCUGCCCGCCCGGCGGAGCCACCACUGUGUGGCGGUGCUGGGGGGCUUCAUCUUCAUCGCCGGCGGCAGCUUCUCACGGGACAACGGAGGGGAUGCGGCCUCCAAUCUUCUUUAUAGGUAUGACCCCCGCUGUAAACAGUGGAUCAAGGUGGCCUUCAUGAACCAGCGCCGCGUGGAUUUCUACCUUGCCUCCAUCGAAGACAUGCUUGUGGCCGUCGGUGGCCGGAAUGAGAACGGAGCUUUGUCUUCAGUAGAGACGUACAGUCCCAAGACCGACUCCUGGUCCUACGUGGCUGGCUUGCCAAGGUUCACGUACGGCCACGCGGGCACUAUCUACAAAGACUUCGUGUACAUCUCGGGGGGCCACGACUACCAAAUCGGCCCCUACCGCAAGAACCUGCUGUGCUAUGACCACCGGACGGACGUGUGGGAGGAGCGGCGGCCCAUGACCACGGCGCGUGGCUGGCACAGCAUGUGCAGCCUGGGCGACAGCAUCUACUCCAUCGGCGGCAGCGACGACAACAUCGAGUCCAUGGAGCGCUUCGACGUGCUGGGCGUGGAGGCCUACAGCCCGCAGUGCAACCAGUGGACCCGCGUGGCACCGCUGCUGCACGCCAACAGCGAGUCGGGCGUGGCGGUGUGGGAGGGCCGCAUCUACAUCCUGGGUGGCUACAGCUGGGAGAACACUGCCUUCUCCAAGACCGUGCAGGUGUAUGACCGCGAGGCCGACAAGUGGAGCAGGGGCGUCGACCUGCCCAAGGCCAUCGCCGGGGGGUCUGCCUGUGUCUGCGCCCUGGAGCCGCGGCCGGAGGAUAAGAAGAAGAAAGGCAAAGGCAAGAGGCCCCAGGACCGGGGCCAGUGACCCCACCGUCACCUCCCAGGCCCCUGUAGACCAGCAGCGACUUCUUAGAAUUCUGGAAACAUUAUGUACAACUUAGCAGCUUUUUUUACUUUUAUGAUUCUUGGUAUUUCUAUGAUAUCACAGUAACCAAUUAAAUACUCUCUAUAACUUCACAUAAUCUUGCUUGAAUAACUAACCCUGGUCCCAGGCAGUGAGCAACCCCUUGUACCUUUGCAGGUCUUUGUCCCAUGUUGCCAUUCCUCUUUGGGUCCUUCCUCACCGUCCCCCCGAGAGUAGCUGGCACUUGGGUUACUCAGAAAUUUUUGUAGUGAAGCUUGCGGCCUCAAAGGGAUAUAUAUCUUAGAUCACCUAGUCCAAGCCUCCCCAAACCUAACUGAGCUUUUAAGAGCACUGAUUCCUGAGCCCCCUCAGAAUUAUGGAAUCCAGAACCACCAGGAGCAGGGAUAGGGUGGAGCCCAGAAACUGUAUUUUAACUGGUUCUUGGAAUUCUGGGCAUCAGCCACAUCUGGGAAUCACUGGCAAGGUCAGGUGUGUUUGUUUUAUGAGUGAUAGGGCAGAGACUCCCAGGAGGGUGGGUGGGUGAGGGAGUGAGGGAGUGACGGGGGCCACAAAGCUCCCCGGACCGUCAGGUGAGCUGUGGCAACUUCCCAGCAGGGAGCCGUUCUCCAUAGCAGGUGAACGUUGCUUCUGAAUAAUUCCAGCUUUCCUCAUUGGAAACCUUCUUGAAUUCUAAAAGGUUACAGGCAACCAAGAAUGAAGAUAGGUAUGAAGCUCUUUAGAAAUAUUAUUCUGUAAUUGGUGCAUUUUCUUCCUCUUGCUUUCUUUCUUUUUUUUCUGAGCUCACUAUCUUUUGUAUUACUGAUGUACUCAGCUCCCCACAUCUGUUUAUUUCUCAGGAAGGAAAAAGUGAUCGCUACAGAAUUUGUGAUUGUUCCCUGACUCUAUCUCGAGGCACCGUGUGGAUCCCUGAGAAGGCAGUGGAGGUCCCCCCCAACUCCCAUGCCAGGUCUCGCCCCAGUUUUCUGCUGCUAAGUAGAUUCGUGCUGCUGGGCAAAUUCUUGAAGAAAUAGGCUUGUUCCCUCAUCCCCCUUGCCACAGGGUUAGAUGAAAUGCCCUCCAGGCCCUCAGGGCGUCAGGGCUCCUCAGUCUCUCUGAGCUGUUCACACCCUGAUGGCAUCCCUUUUAGGAUGCACUGACACCUCCUAGAGCAGGUAUCAGUGUCGAUUUCCCUUUAGGAGGGCUCUGGGCUGCCCGAGUGGAUGAGAAAUGUGCAGAACUAUGGGAGGACAGGAGUGUGGUGGGUUUUAAGCAUGGGCCAAGGAAGGCGUGAAUGAGCUGAAGGCAGAGAUCAGAAAACUUCAAGAUGGGCUUCAUCUUCAUUCCUAGUCUAUCACCAGUCUUCCUGCAGACAGUUCUGGGAGCAGGUAUCAAUGUCGCUUGCCCUUUAAGAGGGCUUUCAGCAGGCCAACUGGUUGAGGAUCAAUGUGUUAAGAUUGAUACUAGACAAGGAUAAAAAUCGUAGUUAACAUUUAUUUCCAUUUCUUCUGCUUCUUUACGGCGCCUCCUUUCCCUUCUCUGCAGGGUUUACUGUGUUUCCAUUGGUCUGUUUCUGUAGCCAUACAGGAGAGAGGAGAGCGUUUGGGGGACUGAAAGCUUCAAUAGCCAAGUGCCUGCCCUCCACUGUGAGUGCGGUGAGCAACAGCGGUGAGCAGUCUGCGUCUUUAGCUAGCUGGUCAUUUGCAUGUGAAGUCCCUGGAGGCGGACAGACUGUUGAGAGGCUGUGCGAGGCAGACAAAGCCAAAAGCUGUGAACUCUGGAGCUCUGCAGCGCUGGCGUAUGAAAGGCUCUGAGAAGUCCUGCAUUCGUUUACCCUUCCAUUAACCCAGCACUUCCCAACUUCUUUGAGCCUGAAAUUCUUUUUUGUCUCGUACCUAGUCCCAGGCCCCCACAAAACGUGUUUUGCAGAACUUCUGCCGACUUUGGGAUAGCUCACCUCCUUCCUAUUCUGGAAAGGUUUUACUGCUUAAAGACGCCCCAGAAGGUAGGAAGUGGUACACGCAGCCUCUCCUCCCCCGCUCAGCCUAGGUCAUGAACAAAUGGGUGGUGGUUUGACCUGAAUCUCGGGCCGCUGGGGAAAGCACAUAGAAAGACUCUGUGAGUGAUUUGGGGAGAGGAUAGCUUUGACCCCAGGAGGGGAGGGCCACUGGUUUUUAGCCUAAGCCAACUCGUUUGUGUUUUGCUUCUGGGACUUGUCCCUGGAGAUGUGUGAACUGCUGGCUUCCAUUCUGAUUUUCUUGUGCCUCGUGGGUUACAUGCGACAUCCUGUGCCUAAAAUUUUGUGGUCUCUCCUGAGACUAUUAAGGUGGUUUGUAAUUUACUUGACUUGGAAUCUAGUAUUAAUCAGGUUGGCAGCACUCCUUAGGAGAAUAAACCGGUUUCAUCUUGUCGGCCAACUUCUAAUAUCUGUUGGUGACUACACUGUGACAAGAAAGGUUUUUGAGCUUGUUGGGGUCAAUAGAUGGGCACAAGGGUGCCACGUGGUAGUACCUGGGGCAGGGUUUUGUUACUUGUGUUUGUGAGUUGAAAAGUCACUCUGCUGUGCAGUCUAACUGAAAAUGGAAGAGACCGCGCCUGGGCAACAUGGCAAAAUCCCAUCUUCACA